AUGGAGUCUUCCAAACCCAGCGAGACACAGUCCCCGACUUUCGAGGCGGAUUACGUCAACAAGACUGGUGUGCAGAACAAUGUCGUUAUUGACCUCCAAUCCGAGGAAGUUCGCCGAGCGCGGUGGAAGAUCGACUUGAUGAUGCUUCCUCUGCUCGGAGUCAGCUACUUCCUGCAAUUCCUUGACAAGCAGUCCCUUAGCUAUAGUUCCUUGCUGGGCAUGAUCCCGGACACCAAGCUCCAGGGCUCUCAGUACUCAUGGGUCGCCUCGAUCUUCUACUUUGGAUAUAUUUUCUGGUCCUACCCGACCGCGUUCCUGGCUGCGCGCCUGCCUAUUGGCAAAUACCUUGCGGGAACCGUCAUCGUCUGGGCCAUCGUUCUCAUGUGUCAUGGUGCCUGCCAUAACUUCUUGGGCCUCAUGAUCACCCGAUUUUUCCUCGGUGCGUUCGAAGCGGCCCUGGCGCCGGGCUUCUCUCUCGUCAUGGGAAUGUGGUAUACUCGUCGGGAGCAGCCUCUUCGCUACGGUUUGUGGUUCUGUGGCGGCCCGGUGGCCACCUUGUUUGGAGGCCUGAUUGCGUAUGCGAUCGGUCAUCUUGAAGGUGACUUGCCGACCUGGCGAUAUCUGUUUAUUAUCCUUGUCGCCGUCACAACCGCGUGGGGCAUUUUCAUGCUCGUGCUGCUUCCAGAUUCUCCAUCCGACGCAAUCUGGCUGUCAAGUGCACAGCGCGAGACGGCCGCAUAUCGGAUUCAGGCUGACACUCAAGGAAGCAGCAAAGGAUCGUUCAAGAUGCAUCAAGCCUUGGAAGCCCUGCAGGACCCUGUGACUUGGUUCUUGUGUCUUUACACCUUCUGCACCAACAUCGCUAACGGCGGCUUGACCGCGUUUGGCUCACUUGUUAUCAGAGGCUUUGGAUACAAGGGCCUUCAGGCACUGCUUAUCCAGAUGCCCACAGGGGCGGCGCAGCUCGGCUUUGUCGUUAUCAGCUGCACUCUUUGCUCUUUGCUUCCCAAUAUUCGCACGAUCAUGAUGAUGUGUCUCACCAUAAUCAGCCUUAUCGGCAUGGUCCUCAUGUAUGCUCUUGACUCAACCAACCAGUCUGGCCGUCUGGCUGGGUUUUGUUUGAGUCUGGCGUUCUCCGCAAACAUGCCAUUGGCCAUGUGCCUUAUUACCAGUAACCUUGCUGGAUUCACCAAGAGGGCCGUGGUCAAUGCUUGCGUGUUGAUUAUGUACAGUGCAGGAAACAUUGUAGGUCCCCAGUUCUUCAAUGUCCAUGACGCUCCAAAUUAUCCAAAGGGUAUCAAGGCCAGCCUCAUCGGUCUUGCACUUGCGACCUUUUGGGUAUUGUGUCUCCGUAUCUACCUUACUUGGCAAAACAAAAAGCGAGACCGGAACUCAUCAGAGGAGACAGGUGCAGUGCAACGUCAAAUCUUACUGAUGGAGGAUAAGACUGACUGGGAGGUCGCUGCGUGUCGCUAUGUGUUAUAAAGGGUGUCGAUACAUGUGAUAAGACAUACCUAUUGAUAUUAUUUUGAAGGUGCAAACAGCACACCACCGAAAAGUCAUACAUAGGCAGGUGGAAUGCCUGACCUUCUGAGACUUAAUUUCCAC
This is a messenger RNA of Fusarium odoratissimum NRRL 54006, 1608 nucleotides long. RefSeq lists its product as uncharacterized. Gene Ontology annotation, molecular function: allantoate transmembrane transporter activity; dipeptide transmembrane transporter activity. Gene Ontology annotation, cellular component: plasma membrane. The coding region runs from base 1 to 1485 and encodes 494 amino acids. Lineage: Eukaryota; Fungi; Ascomycota; Sordariomycetes; Hypocreales; Nectriaceae. The record is from RefSeq and is a predicted model, not a curated record. The transcript has 2 exons. Gene Ontology annotation, biological process: dipeptide transport; transmembrane transport; tripeptide transport.